CUAAACCCACAACAGUAAAAUCAGUCUGUAUAUGCAGUAAAGCAUGCUUGUUUCAGUGUGGAACCUAAGGGGUUACUUCUCUGCAUUGUAUAAAAAAGGCUGUUUGAUCCUGUCUUCUCUGUCCCAAUCUAUCUACCAUAGUACAGAGCAGCAGUAGCAAGUCUGCACAUGCUCAAUUUAGUAUGUAUGGCUAGAAAGUUUUUUUUUUCUUUGGGGAGGGGGGGGCAUGUGAUCAGCACAGCACAGGGCCAAUCAGCACUGUCCAAACAGAAGGUCAGGGGUUACGCAGCCUCAUAGGACAGU
This is a messenger RNA of Staurois parvus, 303 nucleotides long. The record is from the annotation of a GenBank genome assembly. NCBI's taxonomy places the organism in Eukaryota, Metazoa, Chordata, Amphibia, Anura, Ranidae.